AUGACUUUCUCUAUCGUUACUUCUUUCGCUUGCGAGCGUCCCACCCUGCCACCUUUACACACCCUCAAUUUACCUCACCUCACCCGGAAGCCUGCUUUUUCUUACGACUCUUACGAACCCCAGUCAUCAUGCCCACGACUUCACGUACCUCAGAAGUACCACCGCAGCUCCUCUACGAGCACAAUUGCAAGCACAUCAUCACCCUCGCAUUCACUGUCCUGUUCCCCGUUGUCAUUGCGUCCGUCUCGAUCCAAUUCUCCCAAUAUGGCAGCAUCCACAAUCACGACGCCCACACACACCAUGACGCGUAAACUUCGUCUUAUUCCCUGUUCGCUAGAAACAGCCGACGCUGUCAUCCUUGUCACGUCGCCUGAUGCGCCUUACAUCCCAUUAAAAGCGGGUAGUGACAAUCCAAAUCCAAACGCACUUCUACUUGUUGGCCCCGCGCUGGAAAAAUUCCGCCAUCCACAGCGCACGAUAACAAAAGGUGCGCGCGUGCAUCCAUAUCGGUUCGCGCAUACGCCCGGUUCCCGAAGAGGAUCGGAGGCCGCCAUGUGA
Messenger RNA from Laccaria bicolor S238N-H82, 558 nucleotides. RefSeq lists its product as uncharacterized. The transcript has 2 exons. The record is from RefSeq and is a predicted model, not a curated record. The coding region runs from base 1 to 558 and encodes 185 amino acids. NCBI's taxonomy places the organism in Eukaryota, Fungi, Basidiomycota, Agaricomycetes, Agaricales, Hydnangiaceae.